Molecule: messenger RNA, 6145 nt
Organism: Leptinotarsa decemlineata (Colorado potato beetle)
Lineage: Eukaryota; Metazoa; Arthropoda; Insecta; Coleoptera; Chrysomelidae
Source: RefSeq, a predicted model, not a curated record
ACUGAACGACAUGGAGUUCCUUGAAGGAUUGUUAUUUUGUCUCAUGGUUAAUGGAAUAAGCAGUAAUAAAUACUACUACAAAAGAAUUGGAAACGGAUUCGAUGUCAUAUUUGGCCCACACGCUAUUGGAGACUAUAAGGAGUUGAAACCUCCAAAAUCGAUUAAAGUUAAUUAUGAUAUGAGAGGAGAGCGACCAGGAGAAUGUAUCGACGGGCGGUUUCUUUGCAGAAUCCCUUAUCAACGAUCGAUGACGGAACACUUUGAGUGUAUUUCCGAUUAUCAAUGUCCAAGAUUUCAUAAAUGCUGCCAACUUAAAUGUUUCAUUCAUAAAGUCUGCCAACCAGCAUUUGGUGCUGAUCUUUCUACCACCAUACGAUCAACAUCUUAUAAAGAAACAAGUACUUCAACAGAAACCACGCAACCUCCUGAACCACCGCCACAAGUAAAUCUUGACACUAGAACCUCUACACAUCCGAUAAAAACCACUGAAGUUACCUCUAACGAAUCUCCCCCAUCAGAACCAUCCGAAAAAACAAAAACCUCCAAAAUCACUACCAGAGAACCAGUGACAAAUAUAUCUCAAAAAAUAACGAUUUCAUCAACAACAACAUCUGGAGAAACGAGAAAAGAAUCAUCUAAAGAGUCCACGAAAGCUACAGCUGGUAUAACUAAUAAAAUAAAUGAAAUAUCAUCAACUGUGAUGACUUCAAAUACCGAGAUAAAUACAUCUACUGAAGCUAGAGAACAAAAAACUAUUACAAUCACCACCAGAUCACCAAACAUUGAAUAUGAAAACAUGGCAGAAAUCAGAGCAUCUUUAGAAAUAAAAGAUGAAACCACUACUGGAAUGGUUAUGAAUAGAACUGAAUCACCAACAACUAUCGAAAUAAAUACAUCGACUGAAUCUUUGAAACCAACAAUCGGUCAGGUUACUAUGGAAGUACUUCCGAUAAAAGAAUUGUCUGCAACCGAAAUAACAAGUACAAACAUGAGAAAGAUAGAUCCGAAAUCUACUGAAAUCACCAUAGUUUCACCACUAGUUGAAACUGAAACAGCAUCAAACAUCGAAAUUAGUGUAUACAAAACAUCUACUGAACUCAUGAAGUCAACAUCAAGUUUUUCUGAAUCAUCUGAAACAACAAUAACAGGACAACCAAAUACUACCGAAGACACCAUGGGUCGACCUGAACCGCAAACAAAAUCAUCGGCAGGAACUACAGAAAGUGAAACGACAGAUAUAGGGUCAAAUACUGAAAUAACCUCUAAUAAAUUUUCCGAACCAGAAUCAACAGCUCAGACUGAAACAUCUUCAAAAAUUGAACAACAAACAUCUAAUGAAUAUGCCAUGGAAUAUUCUACAACAAUUUCCUCAGAAUAUAUUCAGUCUACUGGAGUUGAUAUUUUGGCAAAGAAUGUCACCACCAUUUCUGCAGAAAUACAAAUAAAAAAAUCUGAUAAAACUGAAAUGAUUGAAAAUUCUAACAUCCGCAUAACGUAUGCAAAUGAAACAAGCAGUCAAAAAACAGUAACCUCAAAAGGAAAUACGUCCACGAGAGAAACUGUUUACUCAACUAACUUUUCCCCUAGUACGGAAACAUCAGCGACAAUGAAUAUAAAUGAACCUUCAGCAAAACUACAAGGGUUUUCUCAAAAUAGGACAGCUCAUGACAUGAUGGAAUCGGGAUUUGGUAGUGGUGACGGUAGUGGUAAUGGUAGUGAAGAUGAUACAGAAGCAGGAGUUAGUGACAAAUCUAAUAAAACUCCCCAAAAAGAAUCAGAAAUAAAUAAGAAUGCAACUACCACGACAGAAACCUUCGAGGAUGAUGAAGACAUGAUGAAAUCGGAAUUUGGUAGUGGUGACGGUAGUGGUGAUGGUAGUGAAGAUGAUACAGAAGCGGGAGGUAGUGACAAACCUGACAAAACUUCCCAAAAAGAGUCAGAACUACAUAAAAACGCAACUACUAUGACAGAAACUUCCGAGGUUGGUGAAGACAUGAUGGAAUCGGGAUUUGGUAGUGGAGACGGUAGUGGUAAUGGUAGUGAAGAUGAUACAGAAGCAGUAGGUAGUGAAAAACCUGAUAAAACUUCCCAAAAAGGGUCAGCACUAUAUAAGAAUGCAACUUCUAUACCAGAAACCUUCGAGGAUGAUGAAGACAUGAUGGAAUCGGGAUUUGGUAGUGGUGGCGGUAGUGGUAAUGGUAUUGAAGAUGAUACAAAAGCGGAUGGUGGUGACAAACCUGAUAAAACUUCCCAAAAAGAGUCAGAACUAUAUAAGAAUGCAACUACCAAAGCAGACACCUCCAAGGUUGAUCAAGACAUAAUGGAAUCGGGAAUUGGUAGUGGUGACGGUAGUGAUAAUGGUAAUAAAAUCAAUACAGAAGCGGAAGAUAAUGACAAUUCUAAUAAAAAUCCCCAAAAAGGGAUGGAACUAGAUGAGAAUGCAACUAUCAUGGCAGAAAUAUCCAAGGAUGAUAACGACAUGAUGGAAUCGGGAUUUGUUAGUGGUAAUGGUAGUAAAAAUGAUACAGAAGCGGUUAGUAUUGACAGAUCUGAUGAAACUUUCCAGAAAGGGUUAGAACUAGAUAAGAAUGUAACUACCAACGCAGAAUCCUCCGAGGAUGAUAAACCCAUGAUGGAAUCGGAAUUCGGUAGUGGUGAUGGUAGUGGUAAUGGUGAUGAUAAUACAGAAGCGACACGUAGUCAUAAACCUAAUAAAACUCUCCAAACAAGUUCGGAACUACUCAAGAACACUACUGAAAUUACUACCACUUCACCAGAAACUACAGAAUCAACAACCAGUUUCACUGAUGAAGGGUAUGGAACAAAGACAGAUCAGUUCAGCAAAAUGGUCGUUGACGAAAAAAGAAAAAUAAACAUAUCUUCCACUGCGCCGGGCGAUCGAUCCGAUGAGAUAAUUGUCACAGGGUCUACCAAUUUUACGACUUCAACAGGUAGUGACAUACCUGAUAAAACUCCCCAAGAAGAGUUGGAAGAAAAUGCAAUAUCCACAGCGGAUGCCUUCGAGGAUGGUGAAGACGUGAUUGGAUCAGGAUUUGGUGGUAGUGACAAUAGUGGUAAUAAGAGUGAAGAUGAUACAGAAGUGGGAGGUAGAGACAAACCUAAUAAAACUCCUCAAAAAGGGUCGCAGCUUCAUGAGAAUGUAAGAAGUCGAGCCGAUACAUUCGAAGAUGGCAGUGAUGAUGGUGGUGAAGAUAAUACAGAAGCGACAGAGAGUCACAAACCUAAUAAAACUAUUCAAAUAAUUCCGGAACAACUGUAUAACACUACUGAUAUCAACAGCACGUCACCAAAAGUUGAAGUUGAAACAUCAGCAAAUACAAGAAAUAGUUCACCGACAAAAAUAGGUGAUAAAACGGCGACUGGAAUCAGUAUGGAUCAAACUCAAUCACCCACAACUACUAAUAUAAAUACAUUCAAAGAAUCCAUAAAACAAAUAGCGAACAAUAACAAAACAACUGUGGAAAUUACGGAAAUACUUUCGGUAGAAGAAUCGUCUGCAAACACCACCACCACUCGAUCCGGUGAUAUACUUGUCACAGGGUCCACCAAUUUUACGAAAGCAACAGGUAGUGACAAACCUCAUUUUACUCUACAAAAUGAGUUGGAAUUAUAUAAGAAUGCAACAUCCACAGCGAACACCUUCAAAGAUGAUGAAGACAUGAUGGGAUCAGGAUUUGGUAGUGGUGACGGUAGUGGUAAUGGUAGUGAUGAUGAUACAGAAGCCGCUGGUAGUGAUGAACCUGGUAGAACUCACCAAAAAGGGUGGGAACUACUGAAUAAUUCAACUACCAGGGAAGAUGAAGUCAUCAUAUGAUGGUAGCGGUAAUGGUAUUGGAGACGGUUGUUUUUGAACCAACAGACAUAUUUUGAAACACCUGGGAAAAUAGGUCGCAUUCAAUUGAAAUUUCAGUUUCUGCUAUUUGAUUGAAACGACUGAUUCGAAGUAAAAAAAUCACUUUCAGCUCAAAAUAUAAACCAAUUUACAACAGUAGAUAUGUACCAACGUUACAAACUAUGUGGUUUAGUGCAUUCCUUCGAAGUCGAUUAUUCAUUUAAAUAGCUUUAUUGUAGCCUUGUAUGAAUCUUCUCAGCAUAUAGCGUAUUCUUUUAUCCUCUGGAAAAUAAUAUAAUUUCCAAUAUGCGAUAGAAAAAAAUCUCUUGUCUUAUAUUUUUUAGAUCUUGUCGCCAACAAUCUCGAGACUUGUUCUUGAAACUGUUGACUCGGAAUCAAUAUCAGAACGCAAGUAACCAAGAGGCACUAUUUUGAAUAGCAUCAAGUUUUAACUGAGAAGAUAUUUUUUAUAUUGAUUGGUUAGCAUAUCAAAAAAAGUAAAACAAAACAUUUAAAAAAUUAGGAAUGUAUACUUUAUUCACGAUUUUUUUAGAAAGAAUGUGUUUUCAGAAUGUUUUGAAUAGAAAUUAUUUGUAACUUCGAAACAACCACAACAUACCUGUGAUGCACUGCUUGGAACCCUUGGUGUAGUAAUGAAUAUUACUGGAGUGUAAUACCAACACCAAACCGUUAUUUUAACACCUCGACACUUGUUUCGAUCACCAAGUGAUCAUCCUCUAGUGGAAGAUUAAACUUCCACCCUUCCACCAAGUGAUCAUCUUCAAAGGGAAGAUUAAACUUCCUCUUGAAGGUGAUCACUUGCUGAUCGAAAUACGUGUUGUCGUGUUACAAAUAAUGGUUUAGUGUUGAAAUAAAACUCCAGUAAUAUUAACCACAACAUAAUAAAAAUUGAUUGAUGUAAAUCCAUCCGAAAAGGGUGUUUCAUGUAUAUUAUAAGUAUAACUAGAAUUUUUCGAAAUAAUUGGAGAUGGAUCAUAACUGAAUUGUUUUAAUUCAGUUAUGGUCCAUCUUAUUCAGUUGUGACAAUUGUUUUUGGGGUAAAACAUAUGGAAUUCGAAACAAACAUAUUGGAGCUGAGAUUUUUCAUAAAAACCCGUAUAUAUUUUAUUUUCACCUGAAUGUCAAGAACUUCAAAUAGGAACCUUUAUAUAUUCAAACUCUUUGACAGAUUAUGAAUUUUUCUUUCAACGAGCCAUUUUCUAUAAAUAAAAAAUACGGGACUAUGAGGUCAUCCAUCAAAAUAUUGUCAAACAACUUGAGUUACGAGUAGUGAGAAACAUCUUUCGAAGAAAAUUCAAGGAUUGAAAAUUUUCACCUAUUUCUAAGGUCAUUUUUACUUCAUUUAUUUCGAAAAUCUCAAUAGAUUCUAACCUCAACUUCAAAGGGUACCUCUUGUACCACAAAAAAAAUGUUGAAGGUUCUAUGCCAUUCAUUUUUCUGUACCAUUGAAAAAGUGCAUUUUUUAUUUUCGACAAUAAAUACUUUAUAUAGAGUUAAAGUAGAAAGCUUUAAAACUUCCACUUUUUAUUUGACACAGAAAAAUGAUUCGCAUAGUAUCUUAGAGCUCUAAUUUAAUUUUACCCAUUCUUUUCGAGUUGAAUUAAGUAAAACUUGGCAUUGAAAAUUUAUUGUAAACUACAUGAAUUUUUGAAAACUCUCAAUUCUCAUUGGGAAAAAACAAACAUCCUCUAUUGUUUCUCACAACAUUGAGUUGUUUGACAAUACUUCCAUAGAUGAUGUCAUACUACCGUUGCAUUGAACUUGGAGAAAAUGGCUCAUAUGGUAUCAUUUCGAAAAGAAAUGGUUACUCGUGUCAAAUAGUUGAACACAGAAUUGUAUAUUGUAUCAAGUGGUCCCAAAAAAUAUACAUAGUUUGAUUUCGAAUUCUUGUCUUGAUUUCAUUUUCAGAAAUAGGUUUUCAGUUAUUUUUUCAUUAUGAAUAUCAUCUCCAUGGAACAGUGUAUUAAUUCCGAAUUUCAGAAAUAACCCUCAUCGUCCUGUGUACUAUGUUUCAUAAAAUCAAUCAUUGUUGAGUAUCAAAUGAGAAAUGGAAUUUCUUAAAUUUUUUUUUGUUUGGAAAAUGUGAAAAACUUAAGUUAAUCAAGUUCAAACUUAUUGAAAAUGCAAUAUGUUAAUCAAAUAAUGGAACGUUAUUUUUUAUAUUGUAUAUUAUUCUCGAAAGGAAAUAAAUUCACACCAUUUAUUCAAUCAUUUAUGUCAUUUAUAUUUUCAAUUAUGAAAAAAUAAACAAGAUUUUCUUGGUUAAGUGAA